Neomonachus schauinslandi (Hawaiian monk seal) is the source of this 4503-nucleotide messenger RNA. RefSeq names its product apoptotic peptidase activating factor 1 (gene APAF1). The transcript has 27 exons. The record is from RefSeq and is a predicted model, not a curated record. Gene Ontology annotation, biological process: apoptotic signaling pathway; regulation of apoptotic process. Lineage: Eukaryota; Metazoa; Chordata; Mammalia; Carnivora; Phocidae. Gene Ontology annotation, cellular component: apoptosome. Bases 159 to 3911 code for a protein of 1250 amino acids. Gene Ontology annotation, molecular function: ADP binding; protein binding.
GUUUGAACUCAACGACCCUGAGAUCAAGUCACAUGCCCUACCGACUGAGCCGCCCAGGCACCCCUGUUAACUCUUUUUGUGGAUAUUUUUGCAUACAUAAGUGAAUGUCUCCUUGAGCUCAUGGUUGACAGCUCAGAGAACAAAAAAUUUGAGGGAGGAUGGAUGCAAAAGCUCGAAACUGUUUGCUUCAACAUAGAGAAGCCCUGGAAAAGGACAUCAAAACGUCCUACAUCAUGGAUCGUAUGAUUAAUGAUGGAGUUUUAACAGUACUGGAGGAGGAAAAAGUAAAAAAUGAGCCCACUCAACAGCAGCGAGCAGCUCUGUUAAUUAAAAUGAUACUUAAAAAAGAUAAUUAUUCCUACAUAUCAUUCUACAAUGCUUUAAUACAUGAAGGGUAUAAAGAUCUUGCUGCCCUUCUCCAUAGUGGCAUUCCUGUCAUCUCUUCUUCCAAUGGUGGCAAAGAUUCAGUUGGUGGAAUAACUUCAUAUGUAAAGACAGUCCUUUGUGAAGGUGGAGUGCCACAGAGGCCAGUUGUUUUUGUUACCAGGAAGAAGCUGGUGAAUGCAAUUCGGCAGAACCUAUUCACACUAAAUGGUGAACCAGGAUGGGUCGUCAUAUAUGGAAUGGCAGGUUGUGGGAAGUCUGUUUUAGCUGCAGAAGCUGUUCGAGAUCAUUUUUUCUUAGAUGGUUGUUUCCCAGGGGGUGUGCACUGGGUUUCAGUUGGGAAACAAGACAAAUCUGGACUUCUGAUGAAAUUGCAGAAUCUUUGCUCACGGUUGGAUCAAGAUGAGAGUUUCUCUCAGAGGCUUCCACUCAAUAUUGAAGAGGCUAAAGACCGUCUUCGCGUUCUGAUGCUGCGCAAACACCCAAGGUCUCUGUUGAUCCUGGAUGAUGUUUGGGAUCCUUGGGUAUUAAAAGCUUUUGACAAUCAGUGUCAAAUUCUCCUUACAACCAGAGACAAGAGUGUUACAGAUUCAGUAAUGGGUCCUAAAUACGUAGUCUCUGUGGAGAGUGGCUUAGGAAAAGAAAAAGGACUUGAAAUUUUAUCCCUUUUUGUUAAUAUGAAGAAAGCAGAUUUGCCAGAGCAAGCUCACAGUAUUAUAAAAGAAUGUAAAGGUUCUCCUCUUGUAGUGUCUUUAAUUGGUGCACUUUUACGUGAUUUUCCCAACCGUUGGGAUUACUACCUCAGGCAACUUCAGAAUAAGCAAUUUAAGAGAAUAAGGAAAUCUUCAUCCUACGAUUAUGAGGCUCUGGAUGAAGCCAUGUCUAUAAGUGUUGAAAUGCUCAGUGAGGACAUCAAAGAUUAUUACACAGAUCUUUCUAUCCUUCAGAAGGAUGUUAAGGUGCCUACAAAGGUGUUAUGUAUUCUCUGGGACAUGGAAACUGAAGAAGUUGAAGACAUACUGCAGGAGUUUGUUAAUAAGUCUCUCUUAUUCUGUGAUCGGAAUGGAAAAUCAUUUUGUUAUUAUUUACAUGAUCUUCAAGUAGAUUUCCUUAUAGAGAAGAAUCGCAACCAACUUCAGGAUUUACAUAAGAAGAUAAUCACUCAGUUCCAGAAACAUUACCAGCCACAUACUCUUUCACCAGAUCAGGAGGACUGCAUGUAUUGGUACAAUUUUCUGGCCUACCACAUGGCUAGUGCCAAUAUGCACAAAGAACUUUGUACUUUAAUGUUUUCCCUGGAUUGGAUUAAAGCAAAAACUGAACUCGUAGGCCCUGCUCAUCUGAUUCAUGAAUUUGUGGAAUACAGGCAUAUAUUGGAUGAAAAGGAUUGUGCAGUCUGUGAAAAUUUCCAGGAAUUUUUAUCUUUAAAUGGACAUCUUCUUGGACGACAGCCAUUUCCUAAUAUUGUACAGCUGGGUCUCUGUGAACCAGAAACUUCAGAAGUUUAUCAGCAAGCUAAGCUGCAGGCCAAGCAGGAGGUCGAUCAUGGAGUUCUUUACCUGGAGUGGAUAAACAAAAAAAACAUCAAGAAUCUUUCCCGCUUAGUUGUCCGCCCCCAUACAGAUGCUGUUUACCAUGCUUGCUUUUCUGAGGAUGGUCAAAGAAUAGCUUCUUGUGGAGUUGAUAAAACCCUACAGGUGUUCAAAGCUGAAACAGGAGAGAAACUGCUAGAAAUCAAGGCUCAUGAGGAUGAAGUGCUUUGUUGUACAUUCUCUGCAGAUGACAGAUUAAUAGCAACCUGCUCAGUGGAUAAAAAAGUGAAGAUCUGGAAUUCUCUGACGGGGGAACUAGUACAUAUCUAUGAUGAGCACUCAGAGCAAGUCAACUGCUGCCACUUUACCAACAACAGUCAUUACCUUCUCUUAGCCACUGCGUCAAGUGACUGCUUCCUCAAACUCUGGGAUUUGAAUCAAAAAGAAUGUCGAAAUACCAUGUUUGGCCACACCAAUUCAGUCAAUCACUGCAGAUUUUCACCAGAUGAUAAGCUUUUGGCUAGUUGUUCAGCUGAUGGAACAUUAAAGCUUUGGGAUGUGAAAUCAGCAAACGAGAGGAAAAGCAUUAAUGUGAAGCAGUUCUUCCUAAAUUCAGAGGAGCCUCAAGAGGAUAUGGAAGUGAUCGUGAAAUGCUGUUCAUGGUCUGCUGAUGGUGCUAGGAUAAUGGUGGCAGCAAAAAAUAAAAUCUUUCUUUUUGACAUUCAUACCAGUGGCUUAUUGGCAGAAAUUCCUACAGGCCAUCACAGCACCAUCCAGUAUUGUGACUUCUCCCCGCAAAAUCAUUUGGCAGUGGUGGCUUUGUCCCAGUGCUGUGUGGAGUUGUGGAAUAUGGAUUCGUAUUUAAAAGUGGCUGAUUGCAGAGGACAUUUAAGUUGGGUUCAUUGUGUGAUGUUUUCUCCUGAUGGAUCAUCAUUUUUGACAUCUUCUGAUGACCAGACAAUCAGGCUCUGGGAGACAAAAAAAGUAUGUAAGAAUUCUGCUAUUGUGUUAAAGCAAGAAAUAGAUGUUGUGUUUCAAGAAAAUGAAGUGACAGUUCUUGCAGUUGACAAUAUAAAACGUCUGCAGCUCAUUAAUGGAAAAACAGGUCAGAUUGAUUAUCUGACUGAAGCUCAAGUUAGUUGCUGUUGCCUAAGUCCACAUCUUCAGUACAUUGCAUUUGGAGGUGAAGAUGGAGCCAUUGAGAUUUUAGAGCUCCUAAACAACAGAAUCUUCCAAUCCAGGAUUGGGCACAAGAAAACUGUGCGUCACAUCCAGUUCACAGAUGAUGGGAAGACUCUUAUUUCAAGCUCUGAUGAUUCUUCAAUUCAGGUAUGGAAUUGGCAGUCAGAAGAAUAUGUCUUUCUACAAGCCCACCAGGAAACAGUGAAAGACUUUAAGCUCUUGAAAAAUUCAAAACUGCUUUCCUGGUCAUUUGAUGGAACAGUGAAGGUAUGGAGUAUUAUUACUGGAAGAAUAGAAAAAGACUUUGUCUGUCACCAGGAUACAGUACUUUCUUGUGAUAUUUCUCCUGAUGCUACCAAGUUUUCAUCUACAUCUGCUGAUAAGACUGCAAAGAUUUGGAGUUUUGACCUUCUUUCCCCUCUUUGUGAAUUGAGGGGCCACAAAGGCUGUGUGCGCUGCUCUGUCUUCUCUGUGGACAGUACCCUGUUGGCGACUGGAGAUGACAAUGGAGAAAUCCGGAUAUGGAAUGUCUCAAAUGGUGAGCUGCUUCAUUUGUGUGCUCCGAUUUCAGUAGAAGAAGGAGCUGCUACCCACGGAGGCUGGGUGACUGACCUUUGCUUUUCUCCAGAUAGCAAAAUGCUUGUCUCUGCUGGAGGAUAUCUUAAGUGGUGGAAUGUUGUCACUGGGGAGUCCUCACAGACCUUCUACACAAAUGGAACCUAUCUUAAGAAAAUACACGUGUCCCCUGACUUCAAAACAUAUGUGACUGUUGAUAAUCUUGGUAUUUUAUAUAUUUUACAGAUGUUAGAAUAAAGUAGUUAAGGAUUAAUGUAAGUUGAACUUUUUAAUUUUGAAUUGGAAAAAAUUCUAGUGAAACUCUCUGUAUUUCGACUUUUUGUAAAGCUGUGAAUUGUUUUGCAGUUAUUGCAUUCAUUACGAAAGUGUUUGUGGUUGGAUGAAUAAUGUUAAUGUAGCUUUUUCCUAAAUGAACGCACCUUUAAUCUUGUUUUUCAUAAUCAUCAUCAUUAUUGUUAACAGUUUGUCCUUAAGGUGCAAAUGAAAAUGUAAAUACGUACCUUAUUAUACUGUUGGUAAAAUUCUCUCAUGAUGCAUUCAAAUUGGUUGACAUAAUUAAUGAGAAUAAUUUGGAGGAAAUAUGUAUUUUAAUGCUAUUAUUAUGCAGGCUGUGCCUCAGGAUAGCAGACCUGCUUUCUGAACCACAUUUACCCCAAAGGGCAUAUUUCUCCCAGUUACAAUCUUGGGGCUUAUUUGUACCCCUUAAAUUUGCUUUAAAAAUAUUAUGUCUGCCUGCAAUGUUUCUUUUAAUUCACUCAGUAAGUGAGUGUUGGAUUUCAAAAGUUGUUUGAAGCAAAAGUUCUUGUGAAGCAAAAAUUAUACGUGUUGA